AUGACGAAAUCGAAAAAUAAGACAGCUAAUGUAGCUAAGGCUGCCAACACGAAAGGGUUUACGGUGGACGCAGCAAAGCAGAAAACUUCCCCGGUGCCAGCAGCUGCUACCAAGGCGACUGAGGUCACACCGACACAGGUCGCGCCAGCCGAAUCUAAGUGGAAACGCAAGAAGAUAGCUGACUCGGGUGUAGGUGCCUCUGGAGGGAGCAUAACCACUGCACCGCAGAAACCGCCAAUGAAGAAGGCGAAGUCUUGUAAGGGAUCAGCCGAGGGAACGCAAUCAUCAGAGGAUUUUACGUUAGAGGAAGUGCGUCAUGCAUUGCUCUCUGAAGUUGAAUCUGGUGAUGAUCGCGAUCGACGCGGUCGUAAUUACCACAUGAUAGAAAGGGAUAGGAGAAGACUACUAAAAAUUCUCCAACCUUUGGCGCAUGAGUUGAAACCAACUCAUCAGCGAGCUGCGAAGGCCGCAUAG
Molecule: messenger RNA, 474 nt
Organism: Sphaeroforma arctica JP610
Lineage: Eukaryota; Ichthyosporea; Ichthyophonida
Exons: 1
Coding region: 1-474 (157 amino acids)
Source: RefSeq, a predicted model, not a curated record